GCCUACAUCAAUCUGCAAGGGAGUGUCAGAAAGGCCCCGCAUUCGCCGAGCCGUGACACGACCCGCCAGCGAAUCAAGUUCAGUGAUGACAGAGUGUGCAAGAGCCACCUUCUCAACUGCUGCCCUCAUGAUGUGCUCUCUGGAACUAGAAUGGACCUUGGAGAAUGUCUGAAGGUGCAUGACCUGGCAUUAAGGGCAGACUAUGAAAUAGCAUCCAAAGAUCAAGAUUUCUUCUUUGAGCUUGAUGCAAUGGACCACCUGCAGUCAUUUAUUGCAGACUGUGACAGGAGAACAGAGGUGGCUAAGAAAAGACUAGCAGAAACCCAGGAAGAGAUCAGUGCUGAAGUUGCAGCUAAGGCUGAAAGAGUUCAUGAAUUGAAUGAAGAAAUUGGGAAACUGCUAGCCAAAGUAGAACAGCUUGGAGCUGAUGGGAAUGUGGAAGAAUCUCAAAAAGUAAUGGAUGAAGUGGAGAAGGCUCGGGUAAAGAAGAGAGAAGCAGAGGAAGUAUACAGGAAUUCUAUGCCUGCCUCCAGCUUUCAGCAGCAGAAACUACGGGUCUGUGAAGUGUGCUCGGCUUAUCUUGGUCUUCAUGACAAUGACCGACGACUUGCUGACCACUUUGGAGGAAAACUACAUUUAGGAUUUAUUGAAAUAAGAGAGAAGCUUGAGGAACUCAGGAGGAUUGUGGCUGAUAAACAGGAGAAACGAAAUCAGGAACGUCUGAAACGUAGAGAGGAGAGGAAAAGAGAAGAAAGGGAGAAACUAAGGAGGUCCAGAUCCCACAGCAAGCAUACCAAAAGAUCUAGGUCCCGAGAUCGCCGCAGGCAUCGGUCUCGCUCAGCCUCCCGGGAACGAAAGAGAAGAACUCGCUCCAAAUCCCGUGAGAAACGCCAUCGUCACAGGUCUCGCUCUAACAGCCGCAGCCGGAGUCGCAGCCAUCAUAGAAGCAGGCAUAGUUCCAGGGAGAGAAGCCGAGAACGCAGCUCCAAAAAGAGAUCCUCAAAAGAAAGAUCUUCCAGAGACAAAGAGCGUUCAAGAGAUCGUGACAGAACAUCGCGUGAUAAAGAUAGAAGCUCAAGAGAGAGGUCACCGCGGGAUUUCAAAGACAAGAAACGUUCUUAUGAAAGUGCUAAUGGCCGAUCGGAAGAGCUCAGAAGAGCGUGAAGCAGGGGAGAUAUAACUGGCUGUAUAUUCACCUGAUCUCUAGCUUCCUAUGGAGUUGCAUACUAUGGUUUAGUUUACAGUUGUUCAAAGGGACACCAGUGAGCAGUUCCAGACACUGAUCCAACUAGGGUAGAUGUACAGUAUAUAAAAAGUGGUUAUAACCAAGUCAGAAUUAAACCCCAUCAAUUAAUGAUGCCUAAAGCUGGGUCCUGGACUUCCACCAAGUUGUAAAACUUUUCUGAAAGAUUUCUCUUUAUUCAGGACAACAGUUUUAUGUACCAAGAUGCAGAGCUCAAUGUUUUUAAUCUCCUUUCCAAUACAAGUUAGUGAACAAACUAUAUUGUACUACUUGCCUUGGGUGCUUUUGAACCUUUAUAAAUUCUCCAAUUCUGCUCCGGUCAAAACAGCAGCAUUGAAAGGUUGUAUUUGGGGGGAAUUUUUUUGUUUGCUUUUUUGUAAGAGGGUGGGUGGAUGGAUAUUAACUUUUACUCUAAGGUUAUGUUCCCAGGGAUUCUUUUUUUUUUUUGUUUGGGAACCUAGGAGUUGAUUACAGUGGGAGCAUUUAGACAGGAAUGUGUGCUGGAGAAAGCGGAAAUGUCUUUUUACAGUGCCUAUUUAGACUUGGAAAUUGAACAGCUGUUGCAUUACAUCUUUUUUUAUUUCUACUUAAAUUUUGAAAUCAAAGCCAGUCCCAUAUCUGUACCAUUUGAUUGGUAUGUGUUCAAUAUAUUUGUUUUUUUCCA
Molecule: messenger RNA, 1907 nt
Organism: Cariama cristata (Red-legged seriema)
Lineage: Eukaryota; Metazoa; Chordata; Aves; Cariamiformes; Cariamidae
Product: putative RNA-binding protein Luc7-like 2
Exons: 10
Coding region: 151-1164 (337 amino acids)
Biological process (GO): mRNA splice site recognition
Cellular component (GO): U2-type prespliceosome; U1 snRNP
Molecular function (GO): mRNA binding
Source: RefSeq, a predicted model, not a curated record